This is a messenger RNA of Folsomia candida, 1259 nucleotides long. RefSeq lists its product as uncharacterized. The record is from RefSeq and is a predicted model, not a curated record. The coding region runs from base 270 to 1181 and encodes 303 amino acids. Gene Ontology annotation, molecular function: long-chain-alcohol O-fatty-acyltransferase activity; diacylglycerol O-acyltransferase activity. Lineage: Eukaryota; Metazoa; Arthropoda; Collembola; Entomobryomorpha; Isotomidae. Gene Ontology annotation, biological process: triglyceride biosynthetic process. Gene Ontology annotation, cellular component: plasma membrane. The transcript has 2 exons.
UUAGCCAUAUGCACAUUUGUAUUUAUUAUAUAAAAUUAUUAGAGGGUGGGAAACUGAGACUUUGAUUUAUUAAAUAGGAACGUGGAUUUCCAACCACGCAAGAUGAAUUGUUUGCCUUUUUAUCAUCCAAAGAAGUUCCUAUUGCAAAAGGGAGCAAUAAGGCGCCUUGGCAGAUAUUCGUUAUUCCCAGAAUCCAAUUUCACAAUACCACUAAUAGUGAUACCUCCACGCCGCAUUACGCCAUUGUUGUCGAGGUGCAUCACGCCAUCAUGGACGGAAUCAGCGGUCUAAAUAUGCUCUAUUCAGUCCUUGCGGACAAACCCUUUGCUCUAAGCAUGGACCCGUGCACAAUGGCACGACCACAUUUUCUAAAAACCUGGCUUACCUACGCGUUGGGCAUCUUGUCCCUUCCGAGGACCAUGAUGAGGUCGAGUUAUUUGAAAGAUCAAUAUUUCAAACCUGGUCCAGCGCCUGAACUCACCGGGCCUAAAACUCUGGCUUGGACAAGACCAAUUAAAUUGGAUGCUCUGAAACAGAUCAAAACUAUUACAAAAACUUCAAUGGUUUCCAUCUUGUUGUCCUCACUGGGAGCUGGGUUCAAAUCUUUGCACAGGAGAAAUGGGGAGACUACAGUGCCUGCAAAAUUCCACGCUCUUGUUGUGAUUGUCAUGCUGCCAUAUCCGAAGAACAGAGCGCUAUGCAAUCGUGCCAGUGCAAUUUUAUCUCCAUCUAAAAUCCCAUCUCCCAGCGAUACACCCAUCUCGUCACUCAAAGAUAAUCACCAAUUGCUGACCGUUUCGGGACGGUCGGACUCCAUCGUGCUCGCUGCAGCAAAUUCGUUCUACCCCAAAUUGACUGGACUGCUACCCCUCCCAUUGCAUCGUCCACUUGGACUCCCUCUCCACGUGCGACUCACCCUGAGCAAUCUACCCGGACCCAAAGAAGAGGUGUUCAUCAACGGGGGAGAUAAAAUAGUCGACAUGGGCUUUUGGGUGCCUAUAAAGUACAGGAUAGGACUAGGAGUGGGGUCAAUCAGUUAUAAUAAUCGGGUGCGCGUGUCUUUCAUUGGUGACGAAGUGUAUUAUCCACACGAAGGAGAUGUUCAAUUUCUGGCGACCGCUUUUGAGCAAGAGCUACAAAGGUUGGGGGACUUUGUUGGUGUGCAUGAUGUGUUUUACUAAUUUUCCGUUUUUAGUUGUUUUUACAUUAAUACAAAUUCAUAUGAUCUUAUAUGCAGUAUUUUCUAAUUAAUUCAGUUU